Capronia epimyces CBS 606.96 is the source of this 1914-nucleotide messenger RNA. RefSeq names its product F-box and WD-40 domain-containing protein CDC4. The coding region runs from base 1 to 1914 and encodes 637 amino acids. The record is from RefSeq and is a predicted model, not a curated record. Gene Ontology annotation, molecular function: protein binding. The transcript has 3 exons. NCBI's taxonomy places the organism in Eukaryota, Fungi, Ascomycota, Eurotiomycetes, Chaetothyriales, Herpotrichiellaceae.
AUGGCCAUCAUCGACCAAGAAACCGACUGUCACUUCUCUGCGUCCCAGGACGCAACACAUUCCUCCAGAACUCGACACAGUAUGGCGCAACCACGCCCAAAGCGACUGUCGACCUCGAUUAAGACCGGUGUGCCUUUGAGCAUAUUGCCGUCAGCCCCCGCCUCUCCUCCCACGCCCGCACCUUCUCCCACGCCCUAUCAACGUGCUCCUAGUUGGAGUUCUGCUGGAGAGAAUGAAGAUGCUUUCCUCAGGGAUGCUCGGGAGCACUUUUCUAACUUGCAUGCUGCGGGAAGAGAGAGAUACCUUGCUGAAUUAUUGAACAUGUGCGACAGUCAGCUUUUGAGUUUCGUCCAUCAUUUCGUCUCUCCACGAUUGAAGAAGGACCCAUUCGAGCAUCUCCCAGACGAACUUUGUCUAAGGGUGCUCUCGUAUAUUGAUGAUCCGCAGAGCCUGGCCCGAGCCUCGCAAGUAUCACACCGGUGGCACAAACUCUUGAAUGAUGAUAUGUUAUGGAAGAUUAUGUGUGAACGGCAUGCCUGGCGCAAAUCAUCCGCGGCCUCGAACGACGACGUCGAAUCACUAUAUUUACCACAGGCCGCGCAAGGUCCCUACAGUUACAGCACUCGGUCUCCUAAAAGGAACCUCGAUAGUUCGAUCGUUGGUCCGUCCAGUAGUGCGCCGAAUCUCACAUUGUCGAGACAAGACCACUUCUCAGCGAGUCCCCAGUCGAGGAAACGACAAUCCCAAUCUCAUUACUCACAUUUCCGGCAUAAAUAUAUGAUUGAGGCUGCGUGGAGGAAAGGGGGUGAGAGUAUCAUCAAGCACAUCACCCCGGAUCAGGGAGUCGUAACGAGUUUGCAUCUGACCGACAAAUACAUUGUGGUCGCUAUGGACAAUGCUAAAAUCCACGUCUUCAAUACGGUUGGCGAGCAUCAAAAGACGUUGAAAGGCCAUGUGAUGGGAGUAUGGGCCAUGGUACCUUGGGACGACAUCCUUGUCAGCGGCGGAUGUGACCGGGACGUUCGCGUUUGGGACAUGUCUACCGGCAAAAGCCUUCAUACAUUACGAGGACACACCUCAACCGUGAGAUGUUUAAAGAUGUCUGACGCAAACACGGCGAUCUCUGGGUCCAGAGAUACUACCUUGCGGAUAUGGGAUCUGACGACCGGAAUGUGCAAAAACGUUCUUGUUGGUCACCAAGCUAGUGUUCGAUGCCUUGCCAUCCACGGAGACCUGGUGGUGUCCGGCAGUUACGAUACCACGGCCCGAAUCUGGAGUAUCUCCGAAGGUCGAUGCCUCCGCACAUUGACUGGACACUUUAGUCAGAUAUACGCCAUUGCCUUUGACGGUAACCGGAUUGCUACCGGAAGUCUUGAUACCAGUGUUCGAAUUUGGGACCCUAAGACGGGUAUGUGCACAGCUAUUUUGCAAGGGCAUACUUCUUUGGUCGGACAGUUGCAAAUGCAAGGCGACACUCUUGUGACCGGUGGCUCUGAUGGCUCGGUUCGUGUAUGGUCAUUGCAGACUAAUACCCCCAUCCACCGCUUGGCUGCACACGAUAAUAGUGUUACCAGUUUGCAGUUUGACAACCACCGAAUAGUCAGUGGCGGCAGUGACGGACGAGUGAAGAUUUGGAGUCUUGCGACCGGUCAUUUGGUUCGCGAGCUUAGUCAACCCGCAGAAGCUGUUUGGAGAGUGGCAUUUGAAGAGGAGAAGGCCGUCAUCAUGGCAAGUCGGUCAAAUAGGACUGUCAUGGAGGUCUGGUCCUUUUCACCGCCCGAAGAGCCCUGGGAAAGAAGGUCUGAAAGCCCUUUGAGUUUACCAGAGCGGAUACCGGCUGUAGAGGACGAUGACGAACGGAUAUCAUUUGAAGAGAAGAUUGGCGAUACAGAUGCUGCAAUGAGCGAUGUAUAG